AUGGAAUCCAUUAUCCUCCAGCUGGGCACCUUGAACAAGUGGGGCUGGCUUCUGAGGCUGCUCAGUAAACACUCAGAAUGGAUGAGUGCCAAGGUGAAGUUCUUUCUCCCCACCAUGGACCUGGGCUCCAGGAACGAGGCUUCGGACCCUCAGCAGAGGGUCAUCCUCCAACUCAGCAAACUGCAUGCCCAAGGCCUGGCCACCUGGCAGUCAUUCAUCCACUGCAUGUGCAUGGAGCUGGAGGUGCCUCUGGACCUGGAGGUGCUGCUGCUGAGUACUUGGGGCCAUGAAGACGGGCUCCCCAGCCAGCUGGGAACUGGUGAGGAAAGCCAGCCUGGGACUCAGCUCCACCAUGGCCUCAAGCGCCCUCAUCAUAGCUGUGGGUCCCCACCCCACCGGAAGCAGAGCAGGAAGCAGAAGCUAGAGUUGGCCAAGAGGUACCUGCAGCUCCUGAGGAGCUCUGCCCAGCAGCGCUAUGACAGUGGACUCCCUGGGUCAGGGCACCCCCUAGCCCUCCACCAGGCCUACGUCCCCCCAAUCCUGAAGUGGAGCCGGGCCACAGCACACUUAGACACUCAAGAGGGGGCUGUUAUGGGGGACCCCAAGGCAGAAGAUGGCACUGAUGUGAGCAUCUGGGAUCUCUUCAACUCCAGGACCAACAAGGGCCCAAGGGUGACAGUGCUCUUGGGGAAGGCUGGCAUGGGCAAGACCACACUGGCCCACCAGCUCUGCCAGAGGUGGGCCAAGGGCCAGCUGGACUGCUUCCAGGCCCUGUUCCUUUUUGAAUUCCGCCAGCUCAACCUGAUCAAAAGUUUCCAGACGCUGCCCCAGCUCCUUUUUGAUCUGUACUUGAACCCCACGUCAGACCCUGAUGCUGUCUUCCAGUACCUGGAGGAGAAUGCUGAUAAAGUCCUGCUGAUCUUUGAUGGGCUGGAUGAGGCACUUCCCUCCUGUUCCAACAGGGAGACUGUGGGGCCUGAUGAACCAGGUCCACCCUUUACCCUCUUCUCUGGUCUCUGCCGUGGGACCCUCCUGCCCGGCUGCUGGGUGAUGGCCACCUCCCGUCCGGGAAAGCUGCCUGCCUGCCUGCCUAGGGAGGCAGCCAUAAUCCACAUGUGGGGCUUUGAUGGGCCGAGGGUGGAGGAGUAUGUGAGUCACUUCUUCAGCAACCAGCCUUUGCAGGAGGUGGCACUAGCAGAGUUUCGGGAAAAUAGACAUCUCCGGAGCAUGUGCGCAGUACCUAUACUGUGCCAGGUCGCCUGCCUCUGCCUCCGCCAUCUGCUUGCUGGCACCUCCCCAGGCCAAUCUGCAGCUCUCCUGCCCACUGUGACUCAGCUGUACCUGCAAAUGGUGCGCGCCCUCAGUCCCCAUGGAUUCCUGCCCACCACGCCCCUUCUAGGCCUUGGGGAGGUGGCCCUGAGUGGCCUGGAGACCGGGAAAGUUAUCUUCUAUGCAGAAGACAUCCCUCUACCCAUGAUGGCCUUUGGGGCAGCCCACAGCUUGCUGACCUCCUUCUGCAUCCACACAGGCCCCGGGCACCAAGAGACAGGCUAUGCUUUCACCCACCUCAGCCUGCAGGAGUUUUUUGCUGCCCUGUACCUGAUGGUCAGCCCCAGGGUGAGCAAGGACAUGCUUGAAUGCCAUGUCACCCUCAAUUCCCGCUGGGUGCUUCGCACCAAAGCUAGACUGAACCUUUCAGACCACCUCCCCACCUUCCUGGCGGGCCUGGCAUCCUGCGCCUGCCGUCCCUUCCUCAGCCACCUAGCACAGCAGGACGAGGCCUGGGUGGGCACCAAGCAGGCUGCUGUUGUGCAGGCAUUGAGCAAGUUGGCCACCCACAAGUGCAAGGGGCCGAAGCUCAUAGAGCUGUGUCACUGUGUGGUUGAGACUCAGGAACCUGAGCUGGCUGGUCUCACUGCCCAAAGCCUCCCCUAUCAACUUCCUUUCCGCAAUUUCCCACUGACCUGUGCUGACUUGGCCGCCCUGACCAACAUUCUGGAGCACAGGGAUAGCCCCAUCCACCUGGAUUUUGAGGGCUGCUCCCUGGAGCCCCACUGUCCUGAGGCUCUGGUAGGCUGUGGGCAGGUGGAGAACCUCAGCUUUAAGAGCAGGAAGUGUGGGGACGCCUUUGCCGAAUCCCUGUCCAGGAGCUUGCCAACAAUGCAGAGCCUGAAGAAGCUGGGGUUAACAGGAAGUAAGAUCACUGCCCGAGGCAUCCACCACUUGGUGCAGGCUUUGCCUCUCUGUCCACAGCUGGAAGAAAUCAGUUUUCAGGACAACCUACUCAAGGACCAGGAGAUGCUGACCAUCGCAGAGGUACUCCCUCACCUGCCGCUGCUCCGGAAGAUUGACCUGAGCCACAACAACAUCUCCGUGUCUACCCUACUCUGCUUGGCAAAGAUGGCAGUCGCAUUCCCUACCGUCAAGAUGCUGCAGGUCAAGGAGACGGACCUCAUCUUUCUCCUUUCCCCGCUCACAGAGACAGCUGAAGUGCUACAAAGAGCUCCAGACUUACCAGAAAAUGACAGCCCGAGGAAGGAGGCUCAGAGCAGAAGCCUGACACUCAGACUCCAGAAGUGUCAGCUCCAGGUUCAUAAUGCAGAGGUCCUCAUAGCCCUGCUCCGGGAAGGUCCCCACCUGGAAGAAGUGGACCUCUCAGGGAACCAGCUGCAAGAUGAAGGCUGCUGUCUGAUGGCAGAAGCUGCACCCCAGCUGCACAUCGCCAAGAAGCUGGACCUCAGUGACAACGGGCUCUCUGUGGCUGGGGUGUGCUGUGUGCUGAGAGCAGUGAGCACGUGCUGGACCCUCACAGAGCUGCACAUCAGCCUGCUGCACAGAACUGUUGUCUUCACAUUUGCCCAAGAGCCAGAAGAGCAGGAGGAGACCUGGAAGAGGGCUUCAUUCCUUGACAGCCUCAUGCCCAAGAGGCCCUCUGAGCCACACUUGAGCUCCCGAAGGAUCAGGUUGACACACUGCGGCUUCCAAGCCAAGCACCUAAAGCAGCUCUGCAAGGCACUGGGAGGAUUCUGCUCCCUUGGUCACCUCGACUUAUCAGGCAAUGCUCUGGGGGAUGAAGGUGUGGCCCUGUUGGCCCAGCUGCUCCCCGGGCUGGGCGCCCUACAGUCUUUGAACCUCAGUGAGAAUGGCUUAUCCCAGGACGCCCUGUUCAGUUUGGCCUGGUGCUUCUCUGCUCUGCAGUGGAUUUUCCACGUGGACAUCAGCUUUGAAAGCCAGCACAUCCUUCUGAGAGGUGACAAGGGAAGCAGGGCUAUAUCGGCUGGUGGAUCUUUGCCAGAGUUCUCAGCAGGAGCCCAGUCCUUGGAGUUUGGUCAGCGCCGCAUCCCCAGGAGUUUUCGCCUCAAGGAGUGUCAGCUUGAGCCCCUGAGCCUCACCCGCCUCUGUGCAACUCUGGAGGAUGUCCCAGGGCCACUGGAAGUCCAAUUGUCCUGUGGGGUCCUGAGAGACAAGAGCCUGGAGACCCUGCUGCACUGCUUAUGCCGACUCCCCCAGCUAAGCCUGCUGCAGCUGAGCCAAACAGUACUGUCCCCAGGAAGCCCCUUCCUGCUGGCCAACAUCGUUAGCAUGUGCCCACGAGUUCAGAAGGUGGAUCUCAGGCCCCCGCAUAAUGUGACCCUGCACUUCAGGUCUAGUGAAGAGCAGGAAGGCGUGUGCUGUGGGAGGUUUACAGGCUGCAACCUCACCCAGGAGCAUGUGGAGCCACUGUGCUGUUUGCUGAGAAAUUGUGAAGACCUCAACCAGCUUGAGCCCUCGGGGAGACUGGGAGGAAGGAGGACAGCAGCCCCCACGGGCCCCACCCAGCCCCUGCCUUUGCCUUCUGCCCUCAGGCUGAGUGAGUGCGGCUUUGGGCCAGAGCACAUGCCUGGCCUGGCCAGCAGCCUGAACCAGGCCCUCCAGCUGACAGAGCUCACGCUGACACGGUGCUGCCUGGGCUUGAAAGAGCUGACCCUCCUCCUGUGCCUGGUGAGGCGGCCAGUGGGGCUGCUCAGAUUCAGGGUGGAGGAGCCGUGGGUGGGCAGAGUUGGGGUGCUCUCCCUGCUGCAAGUCUGCACCCAGGCCUCAGGCAAUGUCACAGAAAUAAGCAUCUCCAAGACCCAGCAGCUCUGUGUCCAGCUACAAUUUCCUCUUCAGGAAGAGAAUCCAGAGGCUGUGGCCCUCAGGUCGGCUCACUGUGACCUUGGGACCCAACACAACCUUCUGGUCAGGCAGCUGAUGGGGACAUGUGCCAGGCUGCAGCAGCUCAGCUUUUCCCAGGUUAACCUCUGUGAUGACGGUGAUGCCAGUUCCCUGCUGCUACAAGACCUCCUGCUGUCCCUCUCUGAGCUGAAGAAAUUCCGGCUGACCUCCAGCUGUGUGAGCGCUGAGGGCCUCGCCCACCUGGCAUCUGGUCUGGGCCACUGCCACCACUUGGAGGAGCUGGAAUUAUCGAACAGCCAGUUCUUUGAGGAGGCCACUGAGGUUCUGAUGGGUGCCCUUGAGGGGAAGUGCAGGCUGAAGAGGCUCAAGCUCAGUCACCUUCCACUGGGCGGCUCUACCCUGGCCACACUCACUCAAGAACUAAGCUGCAUGACCCUCCUGCAGAGCCUCUGACUGAGUGGUAACAGCACUGGUGAUAUUGGUUGCUGCCACCUUUCUGAGGCUCUCAGAGCUGUUACCAGCUUGGAAGAGCUAGACUUGAGCCACAACCAGAUUGGAGACGCCGGUGCCCAGCAAUUAGCCGCCAUCCUACCAGGGCUGCCUGAGCUCAAGAAGAUAGACCUCUCAGCAAAUGGCAUCGGACCGGCUGGGGGAGUACAGUUGGUGGAGUCGCUCUCUCUUUGCAGGUGCCUGGAGGAGCUAAUGCUUGGCUACAAUGCCCUGGGGGAUCCUACAGCCCUGAGACUGGCUCAGAAGCUGCCCCAACACCUGAGGGUCUUGCACCUGCCAUCCAGCCGUCUGGGCCCAGAGGGGACCCUGAGCCUGGGCCAGGCCCUAGAUGGAUGCUCACAUGUGGAGGAGAUCAGCUUGGCAGAGAACAUCCUGGCCGGAGGAGUCCCACAUUUUUCAAAAGGGCUCCCACUGCUCAGACGGAUUGAUCUGGUUUCCUGUGAGAUUGACAACAAGACUGCCAAGCUCCUCAUUGCCAGCUUCAUGCUCUGCCCAGCCCUGGAAGAAAUCUUGUUGUCCUGGAAUCUCCUCGGGGAUGAGGCGGCUGCUGAGCUGGCCCAGGUUCUGCCGCGGAUGGCCCGAUUGAAGAGAGUAGACCUGGAGAAGAAUCAGAUCACAGCUUGUGGAGCCUGGUUCCUGGCUGAAGGGCUGGCCCUGGGGUCUGGCAUCCAAGUCAUCCGCCUCUGGAAUAACCCCAUUCCCCCCGAUGUGGUCAAGCGUCUGCAGUGCCAGGAGCCCAGGCUGGACUUUGCCUUCUUCGACAACCAGCCCCAGGCCCCUCGGGGUUCUUGA
Molecule: messenger RNA, 5457 nt
Organism: Galeopterus variegatus (Sunda flying lemur)
Lineage: Eukaryota; Metazoa; Chordata; Mammalia; Dermoptera; Cynocephalidae
Gene: NLRC5
Product: NLR family, CARD domain containing 5
Exons: 45
Molecular function (GO): protein binding
Source: RefSeq, a predicted model, not a curated record